GGCGGGAAUAAGACGCAGACCGCGCCUGCGCACCCAGCCCCAUUCCUUCGACCUCUGCCGCUGCUGCCGCCGCCGCCGCCGCCGCCGUCGCCGCCGCCUGCCAGGAAGGGAGGAAGCGGGAGAGGAGCCCACGUCGCCUGUCACCCAAGUCCUCGAGCCGCACCACCGGAAGAGUGUAAGAUGUUCGCCUGCGCCAGGCUCGCCUGCACCCCUGCUCUGAUCCGAGCUGGAUCCAGAGUUGCAUACAGACCAAUUUCUGCAUCAGUGUUAUCUCGACCAGAGGCUGGGACUGGAGAGGGCUCUGCAGUAUUUAAUGGGGCUCAGAAUGGUGUGUGUCAGCUAAUCCGAAGGGAGUUUCAGACCAGUGCAAUCAGCAGAGACAUUGAUACUGCUGCCAAAUUUAUUGGUGCGGGUGCUGCAACAGUAGGAGUGGCUGGUUCUGGUGCUGGUAUUGGAACAGUCUUUGGCAGCCUUAUCAUUGGUUAUGCCAGAAACCCAUCACUGAAGCAGCAGCUGUUCUCAUAUGCUAUCCUGGGAUUUGCCUUGUCUGAAGCUAUGGGUCUCUUUUGUUUGAUGGUCGCUUUCUUGAUUUUGUUUGCCAUGUAACAAAUUACUGCUUGAAAUGUUGACAUUCAUAUUAAUUACGGAUGUAAUUCUGUGUAUCUUACUGUGACUCCGAAAACUGUAGUAUUGGUGUCAUGGAAAUGUAUGUUACUUCCAAAGUCAUUUCAUUAAAGAUAAAAACUUUAA
Nycticebus coucang (slow loris) is the source of this 750-nucleotide messenger RNA. It is a transcript of the gene ATP5MC3, whose product is annotated as ATP synthase membrane subunit c locus 3. The coding region runs from base 181 to 606 and encodes 141 amino acids. Gene Ontology annotation, biological process: proton transmembrane transport; proton motive force-driven ATP synthesis. The transcript is spliced from 5 exons. Gene Ontology annotation, molecular function: proton transmembrane transporter activity. NCBI's taxonomy places the organism in Eukaryota, Metazoa, Chordata, Mammalia, Primates, Lorisidae. The record is from RefSeq and is a predicted model, not a curated record.